GUUUUUUGACAGAACGUUGAUUAGGGCGCUUCGCACCAUUUUUUUCUAAUCAUCGUGCGACGCUAGUUUUUAAAAAUCACCAGUGAUUAUCGGGGUUUUCCUCACCUACGACAUAUUCCAUUUUGCUUUUUAUUGACGACCGAAAAACCCAGAAAAUGGCGAAAAAAGUGAAUAAAAAGAAGGUUUUUCGGUCACCCAAGCCGAUCAAAAUUGCCGCUCUCGUCGUUUCGGCUAUCCAGGAUCUUAAAGAUAGCAAAGGUUCUACACCGAAGAAAAUUACGGGAUAUAUUACCUAUGCCUCCCAGCUUCCAACCACAAAAGUCAGACGACGAGUUAAUGCAGCUUUAAAGCAAGGAGUGCAGUACGGAAUUUUGCGAAGGUAUCGAGGCCACUACUUCCUACCAUUUGGAGACGAACUAGACAGAGCGAAUAAAAUCGCAACAAGGUUUGCGAGGCUAGCGAGUUCAAAUCGAAAUGGCCCACUCCCAGAUAUGGCAAAAAUUGCUCCUGAAAAAGAAAUAACUUUGAAGAUUAAAGGAAAAAAAGUAAGACGAGCUAAUCGAACAAAGAGACUUCGAAAACCUGCAAGGAGGGGUGCCAACAAGAAGAAAAGAAUGAAGGCUCAUUCAGUUCCGGUCUCCACUAGUCCCAGUUUAAACAACAAAUUAAAAUCCAUUGACGAUGAAAAUUCUGUUGAGAGCGACAAUUGAAAUUAAAUUUUAUCUGAUGUCCAUUUCUCAGUAUUUUUGGUCGUUUUCAAACUUUCUAAAAUUUAUUUAGUUUUGUCAGAAUUUUGAAAAUUCUUCGUGUAAUGUCAAAGUGAA
Belonocnema kinseyi is the source of this 824-nucleotide messenger RNA. RefSeq lists its product as uncharacterized. Gene Ontology annotation, molecular function: DNA binding. The coding region runs from base 156 to 710 and encodes 184 amino acids. The transcript has 2 exons. The record is from RefSeq and is a predicted model, not a curated record. Lineage: Eukaryota; Metazoa; Arthropoda; Insecta; Hymenoptera; Cynipidae. Gene Ontology annotation, biological process: nucleosome assembly. Gene Ontology annotation, cellular component: nucleosome.